AUGGUCGAAUUCCUCCGUCGCGCUGGGGACCAGUCGCUGAACAUCGAUUUUGACUCACCAAAAGUGAUAAGGAUGAGCCCCGGCCAACGACAACAGCGCUGUGAGCUGAUCAGAGAUAAUAUCCAUCGAGCUCGCAGGAUCUGCAGCACGGAGUUUGGAAUCGACGAGAUUGAGGAGAUGAGAAUGUUGAAAGGGCGGCGACUAGCGUCCCUCGAGUCUCUCGAACUGUGGUACCUUGCGGACGUGCAGGUUGAUGCGCCCAAUCUUCGCUGCGCUAGUCUGGAUGGUUGCCGUAUCACCCUACUUGCACCGAACCUCUACCAGGCCAAAUGCCUCACUCCUGCCACGUUCACGCAUCAGGCGUCCUCGUUACGCAUCCUUGAUUUUCGGUGGCCCAGCGCGAAUUGCAGGGAGAUUCCAUUUCUACUUGCAUCGAUGCCGCGCCUCACACAGCUCAGCAUCGAAUUGUACGAAGAGUCCCUGUUGAGGACGGCUAUGGCCAGACAUGAUGGCGUCGAUACCGAUCUUGUAGCGUAUGGGCGGGGAGAUGAUAUUCUUCACCUUCGGUCGCGAGGCAUCUCAUUACAUUUCCCCGACCUCCGUGAUCUCAGAAUCUCCGGAAAGGGUGCCGCCCGUCGAACCCUAUGUGGUCUGCUCGCACAUCUGGCUUCAACCUCCAAGGAUAGUCUGCGUCGAGUUGAAGUCAACUGUGACGACCCGAACUUUAUGAACUCAAGCCUAAUGCUCGAUGGAAUGAGCAUCUUCGCUCACACCAUACAGACCGAUGCCGUAUACGUCUCUUUCAGAGACGCCCGGAAUGGCGUUCACAUUGUCGUGUCGACUUGGCCCAUGGCGCGCAGGAGCGAUCCAAGCUGUCCAGGGAUGACAUUGAGGUUCUCAAUGUAUCCCAAUGACACCUCUGAUCUCGAACACGUCAUCAAAACGAGGCUCAGGGCACUCUUCCCCUUCGCCGGUCGGAUAACACAUCUCUUCAUCGAGCGCCUCCCCUCGUAUGGCGCGGCCACCCCAUCCCAAACCGCAAAUAAAGCUGUCUUCUCUCUGUUUACAGCUGUUCAUACUCUACAUGUCAGUGGUUAUGAUGGGGUUUCAACCUCUGCUGAAGCCCCCGGCGGAUCCCUGUAUCCAUUGCUGGGAUCGUUACAGGAUCCCGGUCUUCCAUCUCUCGAGAACUUGCACAUUGAUUACCCGCGUGUUAUGUUUCACGACUGGUGGUUGCGCCUUGCAGUUGCCCUAGCCUCUCGCGAACGUGCAGGGAUACCGCUCUCUAUAGUCCGCAUCUACCACAAGUGGAGCCCGAAUGGUAGUCGCCCCGAAGGCGCUACGCUCUCCCUUCUCGAGACAUUACACGAGCAACAAGGUGUUGGGCUCUUGGCGCCGGACACCUUCAUUGCCAACGCUCUUCCACGGGCAUUUGGAGCCGAUGGGACCUCUUUUUGGACGAAAGAGAGGGUCAAGAGUGUGGCGAAGAGCUUGUUUAACCGGGCUGUUCAAACCAUUGAGGUGGAAGAUUCGGCGGUGGAUUCCAAGCCUGUAUUGCUUUUCAAAGUGUAA
Molecule: messenger RNA, 1572 nt
Organism: Peniophora sp. CBMAI 1063
Lineage: Eukaryota; Fungi; Basidiomycota; Agaricomycetes; Russulales; Peniophoraceae
Source: the annotation of a GenBank genome assembly